CAUGGCGUUUCUGUAUCAACUAGUUUUGGUUUUGUUAAUCGCAGUCGCAGUCUCAUCACAAACGUCUAAAGAGACUAAUAAGACUGAGCUGGCACAAUACAUAGCCGAUAAGAGAGAAACCAUCAACCAACGCUACAAGCUUCUCUACCACGUCACUCCACCAGUGGGGUGGAUGAACGACCCAAAUGGAUUCUCUUUCUACAAAGGCGAAUAUCACCUCUUCUACCAAUUUUAUCCCUACGACAGCGUGUGGGGGGCGAUGCACUGGGGCCACUCAACAAGCCCUAACCUGGUCGACUGGAAGGAACAACCGACAGCUUUGAUACCGGAAAAAGAACAAUGCUUCUCAGGCAGCGGCGUGGUCGAUGGAGAUCAACUUGUGCUCAUGUAUACGGGCCACGAAGAUAGAGACACUCCACCCUACUACAGGGAAACUCAAUAUCUGGCUUUCAGUAACGAUGGUAUAAAUUUCGAAAAAUACGAAGGUAACCCAGUCCUCUUGCCAAGUGGAUCUCCAGAUUUUCGUGACCCUAAAGUGUGGAGACAUGGAGACCAUUGGUAUGUAGUUCUUGGGAGUAAAAGUGACGAUUUACAAAGAGGUAGGGUACUUCUUUACCGGUCAACAGACUUGAAGAACUGGGAAUUUUUGUCAGUCAUCGGGGAAUCAGACGGCACAUUGGGAUACAUGUGGGAAUGUCCAGACUUUUUCGAGCUAGACGGGAAAUAUAUUUUACUUAUGUCACCACAGGGAAUGGAACCUCAGGGUGAUAGAUACAAGAAUAUCUUCCAAACUGGCUACAUCAUUGGCAACUUUAAUUAUGAGACUUUUGAAUUCGUGACUGAAGUUGAAUUUCAGGAGAUCGAUUUUGGCCAUGACUUUUACGCGACGCAAACUAUAGAUAAUGAUGGUAAAAGGUACAUGGUUGGAUGGUUCGGAAUGUGGGAAGUUCCACAUCCAGAAGCCGUUGAUGGUUGGGCUGGUGCUAUGACAAUUAUUAGGGAGCUGAAACUCGUUGGAGAUAGAAUUGUUCAGAUACCAGUCGAAGCAAUGGUGACGUUGAGAGAACAAGGAACUACAACGUCAUGGGCACCUAAUACGACAAUAGAAUUUCAGAAAACAGGCGAGAUUAUAGUUAAUGGAACUUUGAACCAAACUAUUGAACUGCUCAUCGAAGGGAAAGAUGGUGGUGAAAAAGCUUGGUUGACCUGGGACCCUGUAGUUGGGAAAGUGAUUGUGGACCGAGGUUCCAAAUCCAAUGAUACUCGUCAAGUGGAAUGGGCUCCGAUAAGUUCCCAUUCCUGGAGGAUCUUCCUGGAUGCCAGUUCCUUGGAAUUGUUCUGUGGUGAAGGUGAAGUGGUGUUCAGCAGUCGGGUGUACCCUGUGGUAUCUUUUUGUGUAAUAGCAGCAGUGACGUCAAAGUCGUUUCGUCAACAUGACUCAGUUCUAGAAGUUGAAGAGUACAUAGCCAAUAAGAAAGCAGACAUCAACCCGCGGUACAGACUUCACUACCAUGUCUCUCCACCAGUUGGAUGGAUGAACGACCCCAAUGGCUUCUCUUUCUACAAAGGCGAAUACCACCUCUUCUACCAAUUUUACCCAUACGACAGUGUGUGGGGACCAAUGCACUGGGGCCACGUAUCCAGCCCCAAUCUGGUCGAGUGGCAACAACUACCUACGGCUCUGAUCCCAGAACAAGAAAUGUGCUUCUCAGGUAGCGGGGUGGUUGACGGAGACCAGCUAGUGCUUAUGUAUACCGGUCGUAUAAACCUAGACGUUGAGCCCUUUUACAACGAAACCCAAUAUUUGGCCUACAGCGACGAUGGUGUUACCUUCCAGAAAUAUGAAGGGAACCCAGUGCUCCCGGCAGCGCCGAAUGGAUCUCCAGAUUUCCGCGACCCAAAAGUGUGGAAGUAUGAAGACCACUGGUAUGUUGUGAUUGGCAGCAAGACUGAUGAUGAAAGGGGAAGAGUUCUUCUCUAUAGAUCACCAGAUUUAAAGACUUGGGAGUUUCUAUCAAUCAUCGGAGAAUCUCAGGGUGACAUGGGUUACAUGUGGGAGUGCCCAGACUUCUUCGAACUAGACGGAAAAUUCAUUCUACUCAUGUCCCCCCAAGGACUAGAAUCUCAAGGUGACAGGUACAAAAAUACCUAUCAAACUGGUUACAUAAUCGGCAGUUUCAACUACGAGACGUUUGAAUUCGUACCAGAGGUUGAAUUCCAAGAAAUUGAUUUCGGUCACGACUUUUAUGCCACACAAUCGAUGGAAAAGGACGGCAAGAGGUAUGUUAUUGGAUGGUUUAGUAUGUGGGACGUUCCUCUCCCUGAAGAUGUAGACGGCUGGGCUGGUACAAUGACUAUUGUCAGGGAACUGAAUCUAGUAGGAGAUCGUGUUAUAAUGAAGCCAAUUGACGAGAUGGUGAUUUUGAGAGAACAGAAUCUUUUUACUGGAGCAUUGGAACCUAAUUCUGUCGUAGAAUUUGAGAAGACAGGUGAAAUUAUCGUGAAUGGAGAUUUGAGUCAGAAUAUUGAAUUGUUGAUUGAGGGCAGCAACGGUGGUGGAAAGGCCUGGGUAAGAUGGGAUGCUGGAGAGGGCAAAGUAAUCGUGGAUAGAGGAUCUGAUGACGUGCGCCAGGUUGAAUGGGAACCUAUUAAAUCUCACUCUUGGAGAAUUUUCUUGGAUGCUAGUUCUCUGGAGCUGUUCUGUGGUGAAGGUGAAGUGGUGUUCAGCAGUCGAGUGUACCCCGACGGUGAUUGGAGGGUGACCAACCUGAGCCCACAGACUUUAGAUAUUGAAGCUUACCAUUUGAGGAGAAGUGUUCCUGAAUAAGUUAUACCGAUAAGAUUUAAAUGUAAUAAAAAUAUUUUAAUGCGAU
Messenger RNA from Ostrinia furnacalis (Asian corn borer), 2873 nucleotides. Its product is annotated as fructan beta-fructosidase-like. The transcript is spliced from 2 exons. Gene Ontology annotation, biological process: carbohydrate metabolic process. The coding region runs from base 2 to 2827 and encodes 941 amino acids. NCBI's taxonomy places the organism in Eukaryota, Metazoa, Arthropoda, Insecta, Lepidoptera, Crambidae. Gene Ontology annotation, cellular component: cytoplasm. Gene Ontology annotation, molecular function: beta-fructofuranosidase activity. The record is from RefSeq and is a predicted model, not a curated record.